AUGGACAAUGCACCUUCGCACGUAACUUUGGAUCUUGUGCUCACCAACGUCACCGUUCAGGCUCUGCCGCCCAAUGCCACAUCCAAGGUGCAGCCAAUGGACGCCAGUAUCAUCGCUUCAUUCAAGCGCCACUACCGGCGUCUGCACCAACAGAACGCUUUGGAUCGCGAUGAUGCGAGAGCGGCCGAUCUCUUCAAAGUUGAUCAAGUCACAGUCAUGCGUUGGUCACUUAUGGCGUGGAGCGAGAUUUCGAGCACCACCAUUGCGAAUUGCUUUAAGCACACUGGAAUCAUUAAUGGGCCGACUUCUCCAGCAGUUGAAGGAGGCGCUUCAGCAGGGGACAUUUAG
Messenger RNA from Peronospora matthiolae, 348 nucleotides. The record is from the annotation of a GenBank genome assembly. Lineage: Eukaryota; Oomycota; Peronosporomycetes; Peronosporales; Peronosporaceae.